UGUGAACUUGGAUUGGGAAUUGUGGCAAAUGGAUGUCAAGAAUGCUUUCUUUUAGGGGGAGUUGAAAGAAGAAGUUUAUAUGACACCUCCUCCGGGUUUAGAAGACAUAGUGGCUCCGGGAAAGGUCUUAAGGCUUCGGAAAGCUAUCUAUGGACUAAAACAGUCUCCAAGAGCCUGGUAUCAUAAGUUAAGCUCUACCUUAUUGGCUAAUGGCUUCAAGAGAUCACAUUCUGACCAUACUUUGUUUACUAAACAAGAUAAUCAAGGUAUCGUAGUAGUUCUAAUCUAUGUUGAUGACUUGAUUAUCUCGGGAAGUAACAAAGAAGGUAUCCAAGCUAUUAAGUCUGCUUUACAUUCUUCUUUUGAUAUUAAAGAUUUGGGUGUUUUGAAGUACUUUCUAGGGAUUGAGGUGUGUAGAUCAAAGGAGGGACUGUUUCUCUCACAAAGGAAAUAUGCCCUCGAUCUCCUAAAGAUUACAGGAAAACUUGGAGCUAAACCGGUUGAAACACCAUUGGAGCAAGGCUAUACGGUCAAUCGAAAGGGGGAGAAAGAUGAUACUCCAUAUCAUUGCCCAGAACAAUAUAGAAGACUUGUGGCUCAACACAUGCAAGCCCCUACAGUUUACCAUUGGAGCUUGGUGGAGAGGAUUCUGAGAUAUAUCAAAGGGAGUCCCGGUAAAGGCAUUUGGAUGGGAAGAAACUCAAGCACGGAGAUUGUUGGAUAUUGUGAUGCAGAUUAUAAUGGAGAUCGCAAUAUAAGACAAUCAACAACCGGCUUUUGCACAUUCAUUGGUGGGAACCUCGUAACUUGGAAAACCAAGAAACAGAAAGUGGUGUCAUGUUCAAGUGCAGAAGCAGAAUAUAGGGCCAUGAAGAAGCUUACAAAUGAGUUAACAUGGUUAAAAGCUCUACUUAAAGACUUCGGGAUCGAGCAGAAGACUCCAAUUACCUUUCAUUGUGAUAAUCAAGCAGCCAUCCACAUUGCUACCAAUCCCGUGUUCCACGAGAGGACCAAGCACAUAGAGACGGAUUGCCACAAGACAAGAGAUAAGAUAGAAGAUGGUACGAUUCUCCCUUGUUACACUAAGAGUUCGGACCAAUUGGCCGAUAUCUUUACCAAGGCAGCAAGUAACCAAGUUUGCCAAUUUAUUCAUGGUAAACUUGGUCUUGUAGACUUGACACAUCCUUGAAAAAUAUUCUCCAACUUGUAGGGAUAAUACUCUUUUUCCCUAAGCUUGGUUUUGUCCCACGUGGUUUUCCAAGCUUAGGUUUUUAAUGAGGUUAUUCAUACAAGUGCCAAGUUUAUACACAAUUGGGCAUUGUGGUAUAAACUUGAGGGGGAGUGUUAAUCAAGAAGACAUUUAACACUAACUAAGUCAUAGUUAAGGGUUAAAUGUAGGUUACUUGGGUUACUCGGGUUACAGGUUACUUGGGUUACUCGGGUUACAAGGCUGAAUGAGGGUGUUGUUGGUCUUUGUGCACAACCCAUCUCACACCUAGAUUAUGUUCUCUAUAUAAACGUGUGUGCCUCCUCAUUGUGUUUGACACAUCUUUCAUCAAUACAUUUCUGCUUCUCUC
Molecule: messenger RNA, 1577 nt
Organism: Arabidopsis lyrata subsp. lyrata
Lineage: Eukaryota; Viridiplantae; Streptophyta; Magnoliopsida; Brassicales; Brassicaceae
Exons: 2
Coding region: 80-1189 (369 amino acids)
Source: RefSeq, a predicted model, not a curated record